CACACACACACACACACACACCACCGUGGCCAUCCUCUAUUUUCCAGUGACUUCCUCCCCUGAGCAAAUUAUCCACACCCUCCCCUCCACCCUAUCUCCUCGCCCGCGCGAGUCUGAGCCAUACAGAGUGACGUAUGAGUUAUUCCGCGGCUUUCCACAUCCGUGGGUGCCAGCUCACCAAGUAUAAACCCAAUCCCGGGAGUUCUGCUUGUCACUCACUCAAUCGCACCGACUCCGUCACCAGAGCUGAACUUCAGCGGAGAUAGCAGGCACUUUCUCGGCGCUCAGGCUAGCUCGCUUUCGGCUUUGGUUCGAGAUGGAGACUCGCUCGACUGCACGGAGAUCUCGCAGCUCCAAAAUCCACAACUUCAAGAGUGGGCUCACCCUGUGGCUGGUGCUGUGGUUGGUGGUGCUGAAGCCGAGUGGGGUGGGGGCGUGUCCAAGGCUGUGUGUGUGUUACCCGUCACCCAUGACGGUUAGCUGCCAGUCUCAGAACUUCACCACCGUGCCUUCCGGAGUUCCCUACGACUCCCAGCGCGUCUUUCUGCAGAACAACCGCAUCACCGAGCUCAGAGCAGACUCCUUUGGCUUCGAGACACAGGUCCUCUGGCUCUACUCCAAUAACAUCACAUUGAUUGAGGCUGGAGCCUUUAGCAACUUGAGGGUUCUAGAAGAGCUGGACCUUGGUGACAACCCGUCGCUACGGCGACUGGAGGGUGGAGCGUUCCGGGGACUGGAGAAGCUGCAGAGCCUGCACAUGCACCGCUGCAAGCUGGCCGCUCUUCCCCUCGACCUCUUCCUCAAACUCUACAGCCUGCAGUUCCUCUACCUGCAGGAGAACCAGCUGCACUUCAUCCAGGAUGACCUCUUCUCCGACCUGGUCAACCUGACCCACCUCUUCCUGCAUGGCAACCGUAUCCGCACACUGUCCGAGAACGCGUUCCGCGGCCUGGUCAACCUGGACCGCCUCCUGCUCCACGACAACCGCAUCCGGCAGGUGAACCGCCGUGCCUUCCGCGACCUGGGCCGUCUGACCAUCCUCUACUUGUUCAACAACUCCCUGGCAGAGCUGCCAGGCCAGGCCAUGAACGACGCUGUGGCAGUGCAGUUCCUCCGCCUCAAUGGGAACCCCUGGUCCUGCGGCUGUGAGGCCCGCCCCCUGUGGGAGUGGUUCCGUACUGCCCGCAUCUCCUCCUCUGAGCUGAUGUGCUCAUCCCCCUCCCACCGCCGUGGACAGGACCUGCGCUUCCUCCGAGAGAUGGACUUUGCCCUUUGCCCCCUCCCUGACCCCGGGUCACUGGCUGGCACCACCACAACCACCUUUAGCACCAAGACAAGAUGGUGGUUCUCCAAGCACAAGCCUGCGUCCUCAUCCAAAGGAAUCUUCCAGAAGAGCUCGGAGAAGGUCAAGGUGUUCCCCUUGUCCUCAGUCAAGCCCAGCCAGACCUCCAGCCCUUCCUCCACCUCCUUCUCCUCUAAGUACGAGCUGGCGGAGGAGGAGGUGAACCUUCCCAAGGUGGACCAGGAGGACUACUGGGCAGACUACGGGAAUGAAGACGCCUCUGUGCGCUGCUUCGAGCUUGAGUGUCCGCCCGGUUAUGAUACUCCGAUCCUCCCGCCCUCCUCCUCCUCCUCCCUCACUCCGUCUUUACUCCCUCUCCUCUCCCUUUCUGUGCUAACUCUGUCCCUCCAUCUUCUCUUUGGCUAA
Messenger RNA from Oncorhynchus mykiss (rainbow trout), 1708 nucleotides. RefSeq names its product reticulon-4 receptor-like 2. Gene Ontology annotation, cellular component: plasma membrane. NCBI's taxonomy places the organism in Eukaryota, Metazoa, Chordata, Actinopteri, Salmoniformes, Salmonidae. Gene Ontology annotation, molecular function: protein binding. The record is from RefSeq and is a predicted model, not a curated record.